Trichosporon asahii var. asahii CBS 2479 is the source of this 930-nucleotide messenger RNA. RefSeq lists its product as uncharacterized. The transcript has a single exon. NCBI's taxonomy places the organism in Eukaryota, Fungi, Basidiomycota, Tremellomycetes, Trichosporonales, Trichosporonaceae. The record is from RefSeq and is a predicted model, not a curated record. The coding region runs from base 1 to 930 and encodes 309 amino acids.
AUGCUCGUAGAACGACGAGUGAUCAUACCUUACGCCUCGUUCCCACACAUCAUCGAGGCGAUCCUCUGGCAAGCAGACUACAAGACCCUCCAUGCCAUUCGAUCAACCUGCUCUUCUCUCAAGACAGCGGCACACAAGGUGCUCUGGGAUGGUACUGUCCGGGUGAGAAUGGAGGAAAGGACGCCGGUCGCGGAGCAGGCUUUGACCUUAGGGUCCGGCUUGGACGUAGUGCUGAGGAGUGGCGUGGGUGUGCUCCCGGUUCUGGAAGACAAGUGGGCCGCAACAUUAGCCCUGGCCUGCACAGUAGAUGUAGACAGCGGGUGUCUUGGUCCUUCCACCAUGCUUACGAGUGAACCACACUACGGUCGUGUAGCGGAGCUGGUGCGGCUGGAUGUCGAGAGGAGUUGGCGGCGUCUCGCAUUGAACGCCGCCCUCAGAAGCGCUCUGAACAACAUUCCGUCCUCCGCCGACGUUGUCAUCAAACACAUCGCUGCGCAACCCAAUGUCGCAUAUCUCCCGCCAUCCUCACACUUGACCGUUGUUCUCGACCCCCUCUGCAACUGCGCCAGGGGGCUCCCAGCUUCACACUCUGCGCGCCACGUUUCUCUCCUCCACACAUCGGACUGGGACGACAGAGUCGAUGAGUUUACCACACGGUUUUGUGGAGUCGCUUGUGCUGCAGUCUCACCCUCUGUCCAGCUCUUAACCAUCUCAGCAAUCUCACUUCGUCACAUCCGCUUCACCGUGAACGCCAUUGCUCUCCAUGCGCCGCGGCCACACAAGUCCUUCAAGGUCCAGAUUCGCCUCCGGCAGUCCCUGGAGGAGGAACACGGGAGCGCCAUCCGUGACUUGGUAUCCGCGAAGUUGGGAAUUCAUGCGGAGUCCGUAUUUAUCAUCCAGGACGACGACGCUGGAGUUAUUGUCGACUAA